Messenger RNA from Ricinus communis (castor bean), 1357 nucleotides. Its product is annotated as protein SRC2 homolog. NCBI's taxonomy places the organism in Eukaryota, Viridiplantae, Streptophyta, Magnoliopsida, Malpighiales, Euphorbiaceae. The transcript has 7 exons. The record is from RefSeq and is a predicted model, not a curated record. Bases 410 to 1153 code for a protein of 247 amino acids.
UUUGUGUUUGUAUAUAAAUAUAGUUGAUUAAUUGAGCCAGUCUAUGCGUGAACCGUGUCAGCACAAAGAAUCAGCCACACCUUUUCUUCUAUUAGUAUUACUGUGGACCGUUUAAAUCCAUCAUUUAGACCCUUCUAACCGUAGAUAAAUCACGUUUAAAAAGUUUUUUUUUUUUUUUCGUUUCUGAUUGCUGAUUACUGUAUGCUGAGCAAGUUGAUAUGAAUGUCAUAAAUCAAUUAGUAUUCCCUUUUGAUUGAGGUGGCAGAAAACAUUGACUAAACCAGCCAUGUCAACUCUCUGCAAGGAUGAUCACCUACUUCCAUCAAUAUAUAGACACUGCCUGGGCCAUCAAUUGCAUUGCAAUCACCACUUAGCCUAGUUUGAGCAUACAAUUAGAUACAUAUUUUUCAUGUCGAUCUUUGGAGUCCAAGGCUUGCCUCUUGAGGUCACUGUUGUUGGUUGCUGCAAUCUGGAUGACAAGGAAUGGUUAUCAAGACAAGACCCUUAUGUCAGUCUUGAAUAUGGAGGCGCCAAGUAUAGAACCAAAACUUGCACAGAUGGAGGCAGAAACCCCACUUUUCAAGAAAAGUUCAUUUUCACACUCAUUGAAGGCCUGCGCGAACUAAACGUUACCGUGUGGAACAACCGCACCCUCUCUGCUGAUGAGCAAAUUGGCAGUGGAAGGAUUCAGCUCCAAAAAGUCCUGUCGCAAGGUUACGAUGAUGCCUCCUGGCCGCUACAGAGCAAAGCUGGCAGACAUUCAGGAGAAGUUCGACUUAUAUUGCACUAUUCCAAUGCCAAUAAUCAUAAAGCGAAAUUGGCUACAUCCGCGCCGCAAUAUGCAGCACCACCAACUGCUAUGACCCAAGUCCUGCCAUAUAAUCAGUUUCCAUCAGCACCUGCUGCCUCAACAGCCUAUUCUAACCCAUCUCCUUACAUGGGCUACCCUCCUAAUCCUGCAACAUAUCCGCUAUCUCCAUUUGUUGCCACUCCACCAGCUGGCUAUCCUCCACAGGCAUGUCCUCCAGCAGGGUACCCUCCACAAACAUAUCCACCUCCUACUCAAGCCCCCGCAUAUUAUCCUACAGGACCAUCAGGAGUAUACCCUCCACCGCCAUCCUCAUUCGGAAUAUACCCGCCACCUCCAUACUGAAUCAUAAAGUUUAUGCAAUGAUUUGUGCAUAGAUUAAGUCUCUUGAAGAAGUAUUGGUUCAUCUACAACUCGAGCAUUUAUUCUGCUGAGCUUUGGAAAGCCAAGCUUAAUUAGAAUUUUACUUGUUUUGUUACUGUAUUCAUGAUUCAUGUAUGUUUUGACUUCCAGCUGCUUAAUGGCAAUCAAUUUCCAUUUUCAAUUUAA